GUUUUGUAUAGAGAAAAACAUUAAAUUACAAAAAAAUAAUAAAUUAUUAAAAAUAAUUAUUAAAUAUAUAGAAAGUAAAUAAUUUAAAUAAAUAAAAGCAGAACACAAAAAAGUAAAUAAAUAGAAACAUAUGCAUACAUAAAUGGAAACUGAUAACAAAGUGAAAUAGUGCAAUUUUAAAAGCAAAUUGAAAUAAAUUUGUAAAAAAAAAUACAAAAUAGGUGUAAAAUAAUAAUAAGUUUAUUAUAUUAAACAAAUUUUGUAUAAGUUAAUACAAUUUUAGAUAAAUUUUUCUACAACAAAAACCUGCGGUGUCAAGACCAAGAAAAUUGAGUUGAAAUUUUAAAAACAUUAUGAAACGUUUGUGUAAUUCAGCAGCAACAGCAGAUAAUUCGUUAAUCAAAAAGCCCUCAAUACAAGAUUUGAGUAAAGCAACAUGUGAGGAAUCUUUAAAGUUAUCAAAAGAAGAAGAUCCCAUUAGUGAUGUUGAGGAGGAAGUGGAGACAGAAAGUUCCUCAAACACAAUUAACACCCGCCUGGGUAAAUGUGAAGUUUGUGCAGCGCGUGAAGCUGUUUACACUUGUCCCAAAUGUGAGGUUAAAACCUGCUGUCUAGUUUGUGUGCGUAUACACAAAAAGGAGCUGGAAUGUGAUGGUAUACGUGAUCGCACCAAGUUUAUUCCACUCAAACAAAUGACCAAAAUGGAUUUUAUGUCUGACUACUAUUUCCUAGAAGAAUGUACCCGUUAUGUAGAGGAUCGUAAAGUGGAUCAAAUUAAAAAGUAUACACGUUAUAAUCGUGAUUUACCUUUACAUCUAAAUCGUUUACGUAAUGCUGCCAAGGAACGUGAUAUUAUUUUAAAAUUUUUAUUACAAAAUUUUGCUCGCCAUAAAGAAAAUACUACCUAUUAUGAUUGGCGGACGAAGAAAAUUCAUUGGCGUUUGAAAUGGGUUUUUGUUAAUGCGGGUAAUUUAUGUUAUACCGAUGAGAAAUGUUUAGAAGAUGAAUAUUUAAGGGAUUUACUUAAGAAAUAUGUGGACAGAGAUGAGGUAGUAGAGAAUGUUCCGGAGAAAAGAAAGUUGGAGUAUUAUCAAAGUAAAGGAGUACAGAAAUUGAAAGUUUUACUUAAAGCCGAGGGUAUAAAACGCUGUAAAGAUCGUUUUUACUUACUGGAUGUUAAUAAAACAUUAAAGGCCAAUCUCUCAGGGAAAACUUUAGUAGAAUAUCCCUGGAUUUAUGUUAGCUAUGAAGAAGACUGUAAUGGUUUUGAUGUUAUAGAUAGUGAUGAGGAUGUAGAGGCUGAGACUAAAAAACAUGAAACUAAUAUGGAAGAAUAUCGUAAAGAAAUGUUGAUAAAACAAAAAAGAGCAGUAGAUGGUGAUGAAGAAGAUGUAGAUGAAGAGGAGAAAAAUCAAGAAAAAAUGGAAAAGUUGGCUAGUGAAAAAAGAAAACAAGAAAGACAACUUAAACGACAAGAAUAUGAAAAAGUUGCCAGUAAUUUUCUGUUUAGUGAUGAACAACUUAUGGAGGUUUUAUCUUCUUCCUCAGAAGAGGAAGUUUAAUUAAAUUAGUUUUAAGUUUAUUAUAGUUUUUUUUUUAUUAUUAUUUUAUCUAAAAUGUGUCUCAUAAAUAUUUUCUUUAAUUAUCA
Molecule: messenger RNA, 1648 nt
Organism: Lucilia cuprina (Australian sheep blowfly)
Lineage: Eukaryota; Metazoa; Arthropoda; Insecta; Diptera; Calliphoridae
Product: box C/D snoRNA protein 1
Exons: 5
Coding region: 354-1562 (402 amino acids)
Biological process (GO): box C/D snoRNP assembly; maturation of LSU-rRNA from tricistronic rRNA transcript (SSU-rRNA, 5.8S rRNA, LSU-rRNA); snoRNA localization
Cellular component (GO): pre-snoRNP complex; nucleus
Source: RefSeq, a predicted model, not a curated record